Molecule: messenger RNA, 1756 nt
Organism: Suillus discolor
Lineage: Eukaryota; Fungi; Basidiomycota; Agaricomycetes; Boletales; Suillaceae
Product: alpha/beta-hydrolase
Exons: 16
Coding region: 163-1521 (452 amino acids)
Biological process (GO): proteolysis
Molecular function (GO): peptidase activity
Source: RefSeq, a predicted model, not a curated record
CAUCCACGACUCGGAUUACAAUGUUUGCUUACGUUCUGAGCAUCCUGGGACGGGACGUACACGCACUCAGUAACAAUGGCCAAUUGGGUUAGUCCAAACCGUGGUGUCGUCUAGUUCACUCUUUUACCCCAAGCUUCUACUCGAAGAACCGGGAAUACGAACAUGGAAGUCACACAAUUGGAACCAUACAUACUCAAAGGCUCAAUCAAGGUUAUCGACAGGUUCUUUUCUGUGCCCGUGGAUUACGCCAAACCAGAUGGUCCCCAUAUCCGAGUAUUUGUGCGCAAUCUCAUUCCUUUGGAAUCUGGCACGGACCCUGCGGCAGAGUCGAAUCUGCCUUAUCUCUUGUAUUUGCAAGGUGGUCCAGGAUUCGGUGUCGACCUAUCUUUCAGCGUAGACUUGGGGAGUGCUCUUCACAAGAAAAAGUAUCAGACCCUCUGGCUCGAUCCUCGUGGGACUGGUCUGAGCACGCCGAUAACGGCGGACAUAUUCCAAACGAAGCAAAUGGACGAUGAGGCAAUUGCCAAGUAUCUCAAACAUUUUCGUGCAGAUAACAUUGUCAGAGACUGUGAGACCAUUCGGCACUUUCUCCUCGACGGCAAGAAAGACCCUGAAGCACGUAAAUGGACGAUCUUUGGGCAAAGUUUCGGAGGCUUCUGUGCCGCUACCUACCUUUCAUUCCACAGUGAUGGCUUGAAGGAAGUCUUCACCGCUGGCGGUAUUCCACCCAUGGUCGACUCUCCCGACGCAGUUUACGAAGCCCUCGUUUUGAAGGUGGAAGAACGAAACAAGGUUUACUAUUCAAAGUAUCCCCAAGAUGUAGGAAAUGUUCGUCGGAUCUUGGGUUUCCUAGAAGAAAACAAUGUCGUUGUUCCGAACGGCGGGAAUCUGACGGUCUCACGGUGGCAACAACUUGGCAUACAAUUCGGAUCACAUGGCGGCAUCGAUCGGGUUCACCAACUCGUGUUUCGAGCGAUCACAGACUUGUGCACGUUUGGGAAGCUCUCAUAUGGGCUUCUUGACAGCGUGCAGAACUCACAGAGCUUUGAUACCAACCCAAUUUACGCGGUGCUUCACGAGCCUAUCUAUUGCCAAGGGCGGAUGGCAAGCUGGUCUGCACAUCGCGUCAUCCAGAAGAAUGAUAGGUUUGUCUGGGGGAAAGUGAAGCUCAUGUCUGAUGAUGUCCCCAUUUACUUCACGGGGGAGAUGAUAUUCCCCGACAUGUUCGAAGACUACCAUCAUCUACGUCCGUUGCGGGGCGCUGCCGAACUGCUGGCUUACGAUGAAGAUUGGCCUAUGUUGUAUGACAAAGAGGCCCUGAAAAAGAACCAAGUAAAAGUGAACGCUGCAACCUAUUAUGAUGACAUGUAUGUCGAUUUCGGUCUUGUGCAACAGACAGCGUCUGUCAUAGGCAAUGUGGAACAACUCAUCACCAAUCAGAGUUUCCAUGACGGUAUACACAAGCACAUGGACAGCAUUCUAACAACCCUUUUUGACUUGUCUAAACGAGAGCGCGAUUAGAACAAUUUUGCCUAAAGCGGCGAGUAGCCUGUAAGGUGGUAUUGACGUGAUAUCGUCUUCGUUACAGGAGUGACGAUAUCUACAGCCAUUGUAUUACAAGUGAUUUAAAGCUUUCUUUACUUGUACUAAAUGGCAGUUCAGUAACCUGCGUCACUUCACGCAAUUCAGAUACUCGACUAUCACGUUCAUCGCAAAUCGUGUCUUGCCACAUGAGGUGUUAUGCCAGAUCAGUGUC